This is a messenger RNA of Acanthosepion pharaonis, 2871 nucleotides long. NCBI's taxonomy places the organism in Eukaryota, Metazoa, Mollusca, Cephalopoda, Sepiida, Sepiidae. The record is from the annotation of a GenBank genome assembly.
AUGUCUCUCUCAGACAUUUUUUUUUCUUUUUCCUCACGUUCUUUCACACACGUUCUCCUCUUCCUUACACUCGCGUCUCUCAUUCUUUCACUCUCCUUCUACCGUUCUCUCUUCCUUUUUCUUUCAUUCUCUAUAGCCUUUUCUCUCUCUUUCUUUUUCUCUAACACACACACACCUUUUAAUCUUCCUCACACAAUCCUCUCUUUUUUUCAUUUCCUGUCUUCUUUUCUCUCUUUUUUUUUUCUUUUUCUUUCAUAUUCUCUUGUCUCUUACACUUUUUCUUUUUCUUCUUCACCCGUGCCUCUCUUUCUUUCUCUUUCCGUUUACCUUUCUUUGUCUGGAAAUUUUUUUGCAGAUUUUUUCUUCUUCACCCUAUCCUCUCUCUCUGUCAUAUUUUUUUCUUUCCUUUGUCUUCCUUACCUUUUUUUUCUUCUCUUUUUCUCCUUUUUUCUCUCUCUCAUUUCUUUCUCUCUCUCUCUCUAUAUUCUCUCUCUGUAUCUCUCUUUUAUCUUCUCUCUCUUACCUCCCUUUUCCUCUUCCUCUUUCCUCUCUUUUCUGUCUGUUUCUCUGUCUCUCUUUUUUCAUCUCUGUAUUUUUUUUCUCUCUCUUUAUCUCUCUCUCUCUCUUCUCUUAUCCUCUCUGUCUUUAUUUGUCUCUCUUUUUUUUUCUCUCUUCUUUCUCUCUCUCUUUUUCUCUCUCUCUUAUUCUCUCUCUCUCUCUCUCUCAUUCUUCAUCUCUUUUUUUUCUCUCUCUCUCCUCUCUCUCCCUCUCCUCCUCUUUUCCUCUCUUCCUUAUCGUGCCUCUCUCUCUGUCUUCAUUUCUUUGUCUCUUCUUUUUUCCUUUUUUUAUAUUCUCUUUGUAUUCUCCUCUCUCUCUUUCUCUCUCUUUAUCUCUUUCUCUCUCUCUCUCUCUCUCUCUCUCCUAAACUCUGAAACACGUGCCUCUCUUUUCUGUCUUCAUUUCUUUGUCUUCCUUUUUUUUUUUCUCUCUCUGUAUUCUCUCUCUCUCUAUCUUUUUCUCUUAGACACGUAUCUCUCUCUCUCUCUCUCUCACUCUCUGUAUUCUCUUGCUCUCCCUUUUCCUCUUCCUUUACAUUGCCUCUCUUUCUGUCUUCAUUUCUUUGUCUCUCCUUUUUUUUUUUUUUCCUCUCUGUAUUCUCUCUCUCUCUAUCUCUCUCUUUUAUCUCUCUCUCUCUCUCUCUUUCACUCACUUGACUCCUUUUUUCCUCUUCUUGAGUCUUCACGUGCCUCUCUUUCUGUCUUCAUUUCUCUUUGUCUCUUCCUUUUUUUCUGUCUCUCUGUCUAUCUGUCUCUCCUCUCUCUCUCUCUAUAUCUCUCUCUCUCUCUCUCUCUCUCUCUUUUUCCUCUCUUUCUGUCUUCAUUUCUUUGUCUCUUCCUUUUUUCCUCUCUUUAUUCUCUCUCUCUGAUCUUUUUCUCUCUUCCAAAUUACUUACUCCCUUUUGCCUUCUCUCUUGUCUUCAUUUUUUCUCUCUCUUCCUUUUUUUUAGAUUUCUUUAUUCUUCUUUCUUUGUCUCUUCUUUUUUCUCUCUUUCUCUCUCUUCUCUCUCUCUCUCUUUUCUCUCUCUCUCUUCUCUCUUCUUUUUCCUUUUCCUCUUUUUUACACGUGCCUCUCUUUCUGUCUUCAUUUCUUUGUCUCUUCUUUUUUUCACUCUCUUGCCUCUCUUUUAACAUCCCUUUUUCUCCGAAAAUUAAACAUUCUCUCCUCUCUUUUCUGUCUUCAUUUCUUUGUCUCUUCCUUUUUUUUUUCCUCUCUGUAUUCUCCUCUUUCUCUAUCUCUCUCUUUUUUUCUCUCUCUCUCUCACUCUCUCUAUUCCUUUUUCCUCUUCCUUACAACUUGAAAAAAAAAAAAAAAUCUUUCUUUCUUCUUAAUUUCUUUGUCUCUUCCUUUUUUUUCUGUUUUCUCUCUAUUCUCCUCUCUCUUUAUCUCUCUCUCUCUCUCUCUCUCUCUCUCUCUCUCUCUCUCUCUCUUCAUUUCUUUGUCUCUUCUUUUUUUUUUAAGGAGGUUCUUUUCCUGUCGUCCUUUCUCUCAUUCUCGGUUUUGUCUUUCUUUUUACGCUCUGAUCUCUUUAAACUCUCUAUCUCCCUCUCACAUUCACCUCUGUUUAUCUCUCUCUCUCUCUCUACCUUUCUGUUAUUCGCUCUGUCUACCGUUCUCUAUAUUCAUUCUCUCUCACUUUGUUCCUCACUUCUCAUUCUUCUCAAUCUGUCUGUCGAUACACACCUCUCUCUUUCCUGUUCUUCCCUUCCUCCUCGCUCUCUCUCAUCCUCUCUACUCUCUCUACUCCUCUCUCUCUCUCUCUCUCUCUCUCUAUCUAUCUAUCUAUCUAUCUAUAUAUCUCUAUUUCCCUCGACAAGGGCACCUCCUUCUUAUCUUUCUUCUUCUUUCCUUCUUCCAAUUCUCCUCCUCCUCCCUUUUCUAUUACACCAACGAAUCUCUUCAUUAUCUAUCUAUCUAUCUUCAUUAUCUAUCUAUCUUUCUUUAUUAUCUAUCUAUCUAUCUAAGUCUCUUCAUUAUCUAUCUAUCUAUCUUCCUUAUCUAUCUAUCUAUCUUUCUUUAUUAUCUAUCUAUCUAUCUAUCUAUCUAUCUAUCUAUCUAUCUAUCUAUCUAAGUCUCUUCAUUAUCUAUCUAUCUAUCUUCAUUAUCUAUCUAUCUAUCUUUCUUUAUUAUCUAUCUAUCUAUCUAUCUGUCUCUUCAUUAUCUAUCUCUCUCUAUCUAUUUAUCUAUCUAAGUCUCUUCAUUAUCUAUCUAUCUAUCUAUCUAUCUAUCUAUCUAUCUAUCUAUCUAAGGCUCUUCAUUAUCUAUCUAUCUAUCUAUCUAUCUCAGGACAAAGAUUGUGUUUCACGAAAAUAG